Aspergillus tanneri is the source of this 399-nucleotide messenger RNA. RefSeq names its product 54S ribosomal protein L39, mitochondrial. The record is from RefSeq and is a predicted model, not a curated record. Bases 1 to 399 code for a protein of 132 amino acids. The transcript is spliced from 2 exons. NCBI's taxonomy places the organism in Eukaryota, Fungi, Ascomycota, Eurotiomycetes, Eurotiales, Aspergillaceae.
AUGGAUAAAUCGGUUGUGCGGCAGGCGUACAACGUGGCGGCAAAGAUCUCAGGGUUCGGUAUGCUACAGCACGAUCAGAAUACGGACGCACCACCGCAGCCACUGUCCGCCAUCAACUCGAUGUUCCUGAUCGACGUGGCUAGGGGCAGUCAGACGCAGGGGAAGAAGAUGCAGCGUGCCAAGCAGAUGAAAUAUAACUAUAUUUUCAUCCUGGGUCCCAAGGAUGUUGCCGAACCUCUCGUCACAAUGGAUAUAACCAGCCAAGUGCAGUGCAAGCCGACUGGGAGUACCCAGAAGCUGCAGGACAUGAUUCCUGCCGAUUGGGAGAGCAGGCGCUACAGAAAUCCCGGGCCAUUCCAUGAAAAAUCGAUGCCGUGCAUGAUCUUCAGGUGGAAUUAG